GUAGUUGGUCCUGUAGAGACUCCAACGCUUCGAGAAGUCGCUACUCACCUGGCACACACGCGUCCACCGACCAGACCGGGCCAGCCAAGGCGCCGAGCAGCUCGCCUCCCCCGACACCGCGGCCGCCGGCGAUGAUCGGCGGUCUCCCGGGAUUCCACAACGCGCCAGCGUCGAGGGCCGUGGUCAUCGCCGCCGCGCUCUUCUCCGUCCCCUUCGGCUUUCGCGGCCGCUUCCUCGACCUCGGCCUGUCCUACCAGAGUGUUUAUGAAAAGUUGAGUAUAUGGAGGCUGAUCGCCUCGUUGUUUGCUUUCUCCUCGUCGCCUGAGCUGAUCUUCGGAGUGGCCCUGCUGUACUACUUUAGGGUGUUCGAGCGGCAAAUAGGUUCGAACAAGUAUGCAGUCUUCAUCGUGUUCUCCACCACAGUGUCUGUACUGCUCCAGAUCCUUGCUUUAGGUUACCUGAAAGAUCCUUCUCUAAAUCCAUUGACGUCAGGACCAUAUGGCCUCAUUUUUGCAUCUUAUGUGCCAUUCUUCUUUGACAUUCCGAUCUCAAUGAGGUUUCGUGUAUUCAGACUGAGCAUAAGUGACAAAUCAUUUGUAUAUUUGGCAGGACUCCAGCUUCUUUUCUCAUCUGGAAGACGUUCUGUUAUACCCGGACUUUCUGGCAUACUGGCUGGGCUUUUGUAUCGUCUGAAUACAUUUGGUAUCCGCAGGUUGAAGUUCCCAGAGUUUGCAACAUCGAUCUUCUCGCGAUUAUCAUGGCCCUUCCCUAACAAUUCUUAUCAAGGAUUACCGACUACAGAAACUGAUGGAAGAAAUCCUUCUGAGCAGGGCGUGCGCACAGCUACCCAAGACCCCCCAGAGUCUUCUAUUGCUGCGCUUGUUUCCAUGGGGUUCGAUCGUAGCUCAGCAAUGCAGGCUCUUGCAUUGACAAACUACGAUGUCAAUUUAGCCUCGAACAUUCUGCUUGAAGCACAAGCUCUGCAGUAAGGAUUCCCCGGACAAAAGAUGGGUAGAUUCUCUGUACAUCAACGGAUGUGAAUCAUUUAAUUGGUUCUUCUGUUACAGAUUUUGUUUUUUUCAGCAUUUAUCGUUGGAACUAAUAAUUGUGUAACACAGAAACUAAAAGGAGGAAAGAAACACAAUGAAUACACUUGUUUGUCGAUUUAAAAAACAGUUGCUCUCUCCACUUGCUCGCAGCAAA
Molecule: messenger RNA, 1203 nt
Organism: Phragmites australis (common reed)
Lineage: Eukaryota; Viridiplantae; Streptophyta; Magnoliopsida; Poales; Poaceae
Product: rhomboid-like protein 20
Exons: 8
Coding region: 132-989 (285 amino acids)
Cellular component (GO): membrane
Molecular function (GO): serine-type endopeptidase activity; protein binding
Source: RefSeq, a predicted model, not a curated record